Onychostoma macrolepis is the source of this 3043-nucleotide messenger RNA. It is a transcript of the gene slc9a1b, whose product is annotated as solute carrier family 9 member A1b. Gene Ontology annotation, biological process: regulation of pH; sodium ion transport; proton transmembrane transport. Lineage: Eukaryota; Metazoa; Chordata; Actinopteri; Cypriniformes; Cyprinidae. Gene Ontology annotation, molecular function: sodium:proton antiporter activity. The record is from RefSeq and is a predicted model, not a curated record. Bases 435 to 2621 code for a protein of 728 amino acids. Gene Ontology annotation, cellular component: membrane. The transcript has 12 exons.
UUCUUCUUCUCGCUAUUAUUAUUAUUUUUAAAGUGCAUUUUUAAAAAACGCAGUGAAGAAGUUAUUUUUUCGCCUGAUGUUAUUGAAUAUGUAUUUGUAGAGUUUCCCUUUCAGAAGCAAAACUUAUGGGAGGAGAACAUUAAAAUGAAUCACGCAACUAGUUUUACUAACGACUGCGCGUCAAAUUACUGCUAUUUGCACCUAUAUUUCACGCACAAAAGCAUGUUUUAAACUAAUGUUUUGUGCUUGGAAUGACUGCAAUUGUUGCAGAGAUCAGAGAGCGCGGUGUGUGUGUGUGUGUGUGAGAGAGCGCGCGGUGUGUGUGUGUGUGUGUGUGUGUGUGUGUGUGAUCUCGUGCUCAAACAUCGCGAUAGAGUCCUGCUGGAGUUGAAGUUUGUGCGGUCUCUGGUGUGUGUCAGUGACUGACAGUGAGGAUGAGGAUGAGGAUGAUGAAGAUGCUGCUGCUGCUCGGCCUGUGCUGUGGACCUGUGUGUUGUGGUCAGAAUCAGUCGGAUCCUCGCGAUCAGAGAGUGUUUCCAGUCCUGUCCGUUAAUUAUGAUUAUGUCCAGAUGCCGUUCGAGGUCUCGCUGUGGAUUCUGCUCGCGUCCCUCCUGAAGCUGGUCUCAGAUGAACGUUAUUUCCAUUGUGAUCCUCCUCGACACAGCAGUGCAUUACUCCGCUUCCACCUGCUCCCGCGUCUGUCGGCUGUGGUUCCCGAGAGCUGUCUGCUGAUCGUGGUGGGGCUGCUGGUGGGCGGUUUGAUCCGAGUGAUGGGCAAGAAGCCGCCGGUGCUGGACUCGCAGCUCUUCUUCCUGUGCCUGCUGCCGCCCAUCAUCCUGGACGCCGGCUACUUCCUGCCCCUGCGGCCCUUCACCGAGAACGCCGGCACCAUCCUGAGCUUCGCCGUGCUGGGGACGCUGUGGAACACCUUCUUCACCGGCGCGCUGCUGUACGCCUGCCGUCCGGCGGCCCUCGAGCUGCUGCCCUGCCUGCUGUUCGGCUCCAUCGUGUCGGCCGUGGAUCCGGUGGCCGUGCUGGCCGUCUUCGAGGAGAUCCACAUCAACGAGCUGCUGCACAUCCUGGUGUUCGGAGAGUCGCUGCUCAACGACGCCGUGACCGUGGUCCUGUACCACCUUUUCGAGGAGUUUGCGCACGCGGGCGAGGUGACGGCGGGCGACGUGUUUCUGGGCGUGGUGUGUUUUUUCGUGGUGGCGCUGGGCGGAGUGCUGGUGGGCGGCGUGUACGGAGUGCUGGCGGCUUUCACGUCACGCUUCACGUCGCACACGCGUGUGAUUGAGCCUCUGUUCGUCUUCCUCUACAGCUACAUGGCCUACCUGUCGGCCGAAGUCUUCCACCUGUCCGGCAUCAUGGCGCUCAUAGCGUGUGGCGUGAUCAUGCGGCCCUAUGUGGAGGCCAACAUCUCCCACAAAUCCUACACCACCAUCAAGUACUUCCUGAAGAUGUGGAGCAGCGUGAGCGAGACGCUGAUCUUCGUCUUCCUGGGUGUGUCGACGGUGGCCGGGCCGCACGCCUGGAACUGGACCUUUGUGACCAUCACCAUCGUCCUGUGUCUGCUGUCCAGGGUUCUGGGUGUGGUCGGCUUGACGUUCAUCAUUAAUAAGUACCGUAUGGUGAAGCUGAGUGGUAAGGAUCAGUUCAUCGUGGCGUACGGCGGAUUGAGGGGUGCCAUCGCCUUCUCAUUAGCGUUUCUGCUGUCCAGUGAUGACUUUCCCAUGAAGGACAUGUUCCUGACGGCCAUCAUCACCGUCAUCUUCUUCACCGUGUUCGUGCAGGGAAUGACGAUUCGGCCGCUCGUUGACCUUCUGGCUGUCAAGAAGAGGAAAGAAAGCAAAUGCUCAAUAAACGAGGAGAUUCACACUCAGUUUCUGGAGCAUCUGCUGGCUGGAAUCGAGGGCGUGUGCGGUCACUACGGUCAUCAUCACUGGAGAGACAAGCUGAACCGCUUUAAUAAGCGCUACAUCAAGCGCUGUCUGAUCGGCGGAGAGCGAUCGCAGGAGCCGCAGCUCGUCUCCUUCUACAACAAGAUGGAGCUCAAACAGGCCCUGAUGCUGCUGGAGAGCAACAGCUCAGCCAAUCUGAGCACAGCAGUCACUGCAGCUGCACCACGGCAGCGCAGCCUGAAAACACUCAACAUCUCUAAAGAACGAGAAGAAGAAAUCAGGAAGAUCCUGCGAGCAAACCUGCAGAAGACGCAACAGAGACUGCGCUCGUACAGCCGGCACACACUGAUGCCGGACGCUGAGGACGACUGGAGCGAGACGCUUCUCAAGAAGCAGCAGGAGGAGAUGGAGAGACGGGUGAGAGACGGAGAACACAGCACAAACACCUCUGAAAUAACUCCAGCGCAUGAUCAGCAGCAAAGAACGGCUUUCAUUCUGCUGAUGAGCAACUUUCUGACGGUUCCUGCUGCUCCGGCCAGAAGACUGGAGUCCGGCGAGCGUCUCAGGUCCGGCUCCUUCUUCUUCUCGGAGCGCAGCGCUGGAGAAGUGAACGCCAGACGCAAGCCCAGCGUGAAGUUCUCUCUGGAGCCGCCGAAGCCUCCUCGGGGUCCGGAGCACCUGCUGGAGGAGGACGAGGAGCUCAUGCAUCGCAGACACUGAGACCAGUGCUUCUGUGGGUCUGAGACUCCUGUGCUCUCUAAGGUCCUGUGUUUCUCAUGCGUCUGCUGUGAGCGCUUGUGUGUCGGUAUCUAUUCUGGACAAAGAAGCUCAAAUGUAAGAGAGUCUCUGUUGAGACGGUCUGAAGAGCAUCUGUGCUUCUGUGAAUGACUCUGAUUGUCUGGCGCUGUUAAAGCCGUCUCUUCAUCGACUCUUCAUCUGACUUGGGCUCAGAUUUUUACAUUUAUACUUAAAUAAAAUGAUUAAUUUCUUUAUCAAGGAUGCAUUAAAUUGAUCAAAAGUGACAUGUUACAGUAGAUUUCUAUUUGAAAUAAAUGCUGUUCUUUUAACUUUCUAUUCAUCUGUGAAUCCUGAAAAAUAAAAUGCAUCUCAGUUUCCACAAAAAUAUUGUGCAGCACGACUGU